This is a messenger RNA of Phalaenopsis equestris, 1079 nucleotides long. Its product is annotated as aquaporin SIP2-1. Gene Ontology annotation, molecular function: channel activity. The record is from RefSeq and is a predicted model, not a curated record. Gene Ontology annotation, biological process: transmembrane transport. Lineage: Eukaryota; Viridiplantae; Streptophyta; Magnoliopsida; Asparagales; Orchidaceae. Gene Ontology annotation, cellular component: membrane. Bases 120 to 839 code for a protein of 239 amino acids. The transcript has 3 exons.
UCCAAGAUUUCCGGCGAAGGGUUUGUGGUCUUCCUCUGCUCCUCCCAAUCUUCUGGCGCUAAUCGCCGCCGGUGAGCGCCGGAGGUGGCGGAGGAAGUCACGGCUGCCGUCAAUCUCUAAUGGUUCGGGUAGGUUUACUAUUCUGGGACCUAAUGCUCGCUUUCAUGUGGGUGUGGUCGGGUGCUCUUGUCAGAAUAUUCGUGUUCUCUUUUCUCCAAUUAGGGGGACGCCCUGAAGGAGAAGCGCUUAAGGUUGUGCUCUCGGUCCUUUACAUGUUCUUCUUCGCAUGGCUUGGCGUUAUAAGCAGGGGAGGCGCUUAUAAUCCGCUCACAGUGCUCUCCUCGGCGUUUUCUGGUAGCCUCGAUGACUUCCUUUUCACGGCCUUCGGGAGGAUUCCUGCUCAGAUAGUUGGAUCAGUUGUUGGGGUUAAGUCAGUUAAAGAAGUUUUUCCUAUAGUAGGACAUGGAGCUCGCUUGAAUGUCAAUAUUCAUCAUGGUGCAUUAACGGAAGGAGUUCUCACAUUCAUGAUCGUUAUGGUUUCACUUGGUUUGAAGAAGAAAGACCCUAAAAGUUUCUUUAUGAAAACAUGGAUUUCAUCCAUUGCAAAAUUGUCCCUUCAUAUUUUGGGUUCCGACUUAACUGGCGGGAUAAUGAAUCCUGCCUCCGCCUUCGGCUGGGCAUAUGCUCGAGGGGAUCACAUAACGCUCGAACAUCUAUUUGUGUAUUGGCUUGCGCCGAUACAGGCUACAAUUCUGGCUCUUUGGUCAUUCAGAUUGUUUUGGGAGCUUAAAGAGCGCAAGCAGAACUAUAUUGAGCAGAAGAAGGCUAAAGCAGAGUGAAAAGAGUUUCUUUCUAAGGUGUGCUUAUGCCUUCUUUGUGAUUGUUGUUAUUAGCUAAAUUUAAUUUGCCAGCGCUAAAUGCAACCUGUAAAUGAUAUCGUCUGUUUCUUUACUUUGUUACAUAUCAUCAUUAUGUAAUAUAUUCAUCAUGCAGCAAAUUCUUGUACAAAAGAAUUUGAAUGUUGUGCUAAGAACUGAUGAGAGUAGAUGAAGGGGUUAUUAUAGUCGUUUAUCUUUCAA